Molecule: messenger RNA, 1470 nt
Organism: Kogia breviceps (pygmy sperm whale)
Lineage: Eukaryota; Metazoa; Chordata; Mammalia; Artiodactyla; Physeteridae
Gene: VRK1
Product: VRK serine/threonine kinase 1
Biological process (GO): signal transduction; peptidyl-serine phosphorylation
Cellular component (GO): cytoplasm; nucleus
Molecular function (GO): protein serine/threonine kinase activity; ATP binding
Source: RefSeq, a predicted model, not a curated record
GCAUACUGCGGGGUGUGAAGGGGCCGGAGCCGCUGAAGAGUUGCGAGUCGGCGAAAGCGGCGGGAAGUUCGUUUUGAGCGGAAGACGACGGGUCUGCGGCUCGGGUGAAAAUGCCUCGUGUAAAAGCAGCUCAAGCUGGAAGACAGGGCCCUGCAAAGAGACAUCUUGCAGAACAUUUUGCAGCCGGGGAGAUAAUCACUGACAUGACCAAAAAGGAAUGGAAACUAGGAUCACCCAUUGGCCAAGGUGGCUUUGGUUGUAUAUAUCUUGCUGAUACGAAUUCUUCAAAAUCGGUGGGCAGCGAUGCACCCUGUGUUGUAAAAGUGGAACCCAGUGACAAUGGACCUCUUUUUACUGAAUUAAAGUUCUACCAGCGAGCUGCCAAACCAGAACAAAUUCAGAAAUGGAUUCGUACCCAUAAACUGAAGUACCUGGGUGUCCCUAAGUAUUGGGGGUCUGGUCUACAUGACAAAGAUGGAAAAAGUUACAGGUUUAUGAUAAUGGAUCGCUUUGGGAGUGACCUUCAGAAAAUAUAUGAAGCAAAUGCCAAAAGGUUUUCUCGGAAAACUGUCUUGCAGCUAAGCUUAAGAAUUCUGGAUAUUCUGGAAUAUAUUCAUGAGCAUGAGUACGUACACGGAGAUAUCAAGGCCUCAAAUCUUCUUCUCAGCUACAAGAAUCCUGACCAGGUAUACUUGGUAGAUUAUGGCCUUGCUUAUCGGUACUGCCCAGAAGGAAUUCACAAAGAAUACAAAGAAGACCCCAAAAGAUGUCACGAUGGCACGAUUGAAUUCACCAGCAUCGAUGCGCACAAUGGUGUGGCCCCAUCAAGACGUGGUGACUUGGAAAUCCUCGGUUAUUGCAUGAUCCAGUGGCUUAGUGGCCAUCUUCCUUGGGAGGAUAAUUUGAAAGAUCCCAACUAUGUUAGAGAUUCCAAAAUUAGAUACAGAGAAAAUAUUGCAGGUUUGAUGGACAAAUGUUUUCCUGAGAAGAACAAGCCAGAUGAAAUUGCUAAGUACAUGGAAACAGUGAAAUUACUGGAUUAUGCUGAAAAACCUCUUUAUCAAAAGUUGCGAGAUAUUCUUUUGCAAGGACUGAGAGCUAUAGGAAGUAAGGAUGACAGCAAGCUGGACCUCAGUGUUGUGGAGAAUGGAAGUUUGAAAGCAAAAACAAUAACAAAGAAGAGAAAGAAAGAAAUAGAGUGGAGCACACAACCUGGUGUUGAAGAUAUGGAAUGCUCGGAUACACAGACAGAAGAGGCCACACAAACCCGUUCGAAAACCAGGAAGAGAGUCCAGAAGUAAAUCAAAUACUGUGAACCAGUUUUUCUUUUCUUCCUUUCAUUUGACUUUUUCUUCUUUUUCUGUAUUAAGUGUUUUAUUUUCAUGUGAGUCUUGUGGAGUGGGGGAAACAAUGAAGUACCUAUGUCUUUGAAAAGUAGACUUUUUUUUAUUAAAUACUUUGUAGAAUUUA